Molecule: messenger RNA, 309 nt
Organism: Macrosiphum euphorbiae (potato aphid)
Lineage: Eukaryota; Metazoa; Arthropoda; Insecta; Hemiptera; Aphididae
Source: the annotation of a GenBank genome assembly
AUGGCCGAAGUCAAAGCAAAUCAAAAUAAAUUGUUGUCAACGAUUAAAUCGCAGUCGGAUGAACUUUCGGCGCUCUCGCGGAAAGUCGACGACCUUGUACUUCGUAUAAACUUCUUAUCAGCCGACAACGAGUCAUUAAAAUUAAGAACUAAAAUUAUUGAAGAAAAAAUGACAUCGUUUAAACAAUCUGCAGCCGGCAGCAUCUGCUGCAAGACCUACACCACUCAAGAUCACACUACCAAAUUGCAAUUAAGUCUUCAAAGUGUUCUCGCACCAAAAAUAAUUAAAAUCCAAUCAAACAUGGUCUAA